UCUACGGGCAACCAUGGCUGAAGGAGGAGAGGGCGAGGAUGAGAUUCAGUUUUUGCGAACUGAUGAUGAAGUGGUGCUGCAGUGCUCUGCCACCAUCAACAAAGAGCAGCAGAAGCUGUGUCUGGCAGCCGAGGGCUUUGGGAACCGACUCUGCUUUCUCGAAUCUACUUCCAAUUCAAAGAAUGUACCCCCGGACCUUUCAAUAUGUACCUUCGUCCUUGAGCAGUCACUCUCUGUGCGUGCUCUUCAAGAGAUGCUUGCCAACACUGAAGAAAAAGCUGAGGGGCAAGUUGAUGUGGAAAAAUGGAAAUUCAUGAUGAAGACUGCCCAGGGUGGGGGCCAUCGUACGCUGCUCUACGGCCACGCUGUGCUCCUCAGACACUCCUAUAGUGGAAUGUACCUGUGUUGUUUAUCGACUUCACGGUCGUCAACAGAUAAACUCGCAUUUGAUGUUGGUCUUCAAGAGGACACGACAGGUGAGGCAUGUUGGUGGACCAUUCAUCCGGCCUCCAAACAACGGUCGGAAGGAGAGAAGGUGCGCGUGGGAGAUGACCUGAUUUUGGUCAGUGUAUCUUCAGAGCGCUAUUUGCACUUGUCAUAUGGGAAUGACAGUCUGCAUGUAGACGCAGCCUUCCAGCAGACCCUGUGGAGUGUGGCCCCCAUCUGUUCGGGGAGUGAGGUGGCACAGGGCUUCCUGAUUGGAGGGGAUGUUUUGCGGCUGCUUCAUGGUCACAUGGACGAGUGCCUGACUGUGCCAUCUGGAGAGCAUGGGGAAGAGCAGCGCAGGACUGUCCACUAUGAGGGGGGUGCUGUAUCUACCCAUGCCCGGUCCCUUUGGAGACUGGAGACUCUGCGUGUUGCGUGGAGUGGAAGUCAUACUCGUUGGGGUCAGCCAUUUCGCCUCCGCCACGUCACAACUGGGAAAUACCUGAGUCUCAUAGAAGACAAGAGCCUUCUCCUCAUGGAAAAAGAAAGGGCUGACAUCAAGUCCACAGCUUUUUGCUUUCGCUCCUCCAAGGAAAAGUUGGACCCCGGAGUGAAGAAAGAGAUGGACGGCAUGGGUGUAGCGGAAAUUAAGUAUGGGGAUUCUGUGUGCUACAUUCAACACGUGGACACGUGUCUGUGGCUGACAUACCAAGCUGUGGAUGCCAAAUGCGCACGAAUGGGAGGAAUACAGAGGAAGGCGAUCAUGCAUCAUGAGGGGCACAUGGACGAUGGGCUCACACUCUCCCGCUCUCAGCACGAGGAGUCACGCACUGCCCGUGUCAUUCGGAGCACCGUCUUCCUCUUCAACAGCUUCAUCAGGGGUCUAGAUUUCCUAAGUAAAAAAGCGAAAGGUUCUACAGUAGACUUGCCUAUUGAAUCUGUCAACUUGAGUCUGCUAGACCUGCAAGGCUACUUCCAGCCUCCAGAAGAGCAUCUCGAGCAUGAGGACAAACAGAACCGCCUUCGAGCUCUGAAAAACCGCCAGAACCUCUGCCAAGAGGAGGGUAUGAUUAACCUGGUAUUAGAGUGUAUUGAUAGGCUACACGUGUACAGCAGUGCUGCCCACUUCGCAGAUGUAGCUGGAAAGGAGGCUGGAGAAGCUUGGAAAUCCAUACUCAACUCACUAUAUGAACUACUGGCUGCUCUUAUAAGGGGUAACCGGAAGAACUGUGCCCAGUUUUCAGGCUCAUUGGAUUGGCUCAUUAGCCGUUUAGAGCGUCUGGAAGCUUCUUCUGGAAUCCUUGAAGUGUUGCAUUGUGUGUUGGUGGAAAGUCCAGAAGCCUUAAAUAUCAUUAAAGAGGGGCACAUCAAGUCCAUUAUCUCUCUUCUCGAUAAACAUGGACGUAACCAUAAGGUGCUGGACGUACUGUGUUCCUUGUGUGUAUGUCAUGGUGUUGCGGUGCGAUCCAAUCAGCACCUCAUCUGUGAUAACCUCCUACCCGGUCGAGACUUGCUGUUGCAGACACAACUUGUUAACCAAGUCAGUAGCAUGAGGCCCAAUAUCUUUCUUGGCAUCAGCGACGGCUCUGCGCAGUACAAGAAGUGGUACUAUGAGCUGAUUGUCGACCAUGUGGAUCCCUUUGUCACGGCGGAGGCCACUCACCUGAGAGUGGGCUGGGCCUCGACACACGGCUAUUCUCCCUACCCUGGCGGUGGAGAGGGCUGGGGUAGCAAUGGCAUUGGUGACGACCUGUACUCCUACGGCUUUGACGGACUACAUCUGUGGUCAGGUUGCAUUGCUCGGACAGUCAGCUCUCCAAGUCAGCACCUUCUCCGCACAGAAGAUGUCGUGAGCUGCUGCCUGGACCUCAGUGCCCCAAGCAUCUCUUUCCGCAUCAAUGGCCAACCAGUCCAGGGCAUGUUUGAGAACUUCAAUUCAGACGGCCUCUUCUUUCCUGUGGUUAGCUUAUCAGCUGGAGUCAAGGUGCGCUUCCUGUUGGGCGGACGUCAUGGCGAAUUCAAAUUUCUGCCGCCACCAGGCUAUGCACCGUGUUUCGAAGCCGUACUCCCUCGGGAGAAGCUGCGCGUGGAGCACACUCAAGAGUACAAGCAGGACCACGGGGCCACCAGAGACCUGCUGGGGCCCACCGUCACCCUGUCGCAGGCAGCCUUCACUCCCACACCAGUGGACACUAGCCAGAUUGUGCUGCCCCCCCACUUGGAACGGAUUCGUGAAAAGCUUGCGGAAAAUAUCCAUGAACUUUGGGUAAUGAACAAGAUUGAGCUUGGCUGGACAUAUGGCGCGGUACGAGAUGACAACAAGAGACAACAUCCCUGUUUGGUUGAGUUUUCGAAGCUUCCUGAACAAGAACGUAGCUACAAUCUACAGAUGUCGGUGGAGACCCUUAAAACCCUUCUGGCUCUUGGCUGCCAUGUUGGUGUAGCAGAUGACCACGCUGUUGAGAAAGUCAAGAAGCUAAAGCUUCCAUCCAAAUAUGAACUCUCCAGUGGUUACAAACCAGCCCCUAUGGACCUUAGUCACAUUAAACUUACCUCAACUCAGGAGGCUAUGGUGGACAAGCUGGCGGAAAACGCCCACAAUGUUUGGGCCAGGGACCGAAUUCGACAGGGCUGGACAUACGGCAUUCAACAGGCAUGUUGUGGGUUCUCUGAUGUAAAAAGCAAGAGGAACCCACGACUUGUUCCGUAUGCGCUGCUUGAUGAACGGACCAAAAAAUCCAACAAGGACAGUUUACGAGAGGCAGUUCGUACACUACUUGGCUAUGGCUACAGCCUUGAGGCCCCGGAUCAAGACCAUGCCUCCAGAGCCGACUUAAGCAACAUGUCAGCCGAGAGGUUUCGCAUCUUCCGUGCUGAGAAGACGUACAGCGUGAAUGCGGGGAAGUGGUACUUUGAAUUUGAAGUGGUGAGCGGUGGGGAGAUGCGGGUAGGAUGGGCUCGACCAGCCUGCCAGCCUGACCAGGAGUUGGGCUCUGAUGAACACGCAUUUGUCUUCGAUGGUUACAAGGCUCAGCGGUGGAACCAGGGGAAUGAACAUUUUGGGCGCGGCUGGCAAGCAGGAGACGUGGUCGGGUGCAUGGUGGACAUGACGGAGCACACAAUGAUCUUCACACUGAAUGGGGAGGUGCUGCUGGAUGACUCUGGCUCAGAACUCGCUUUUAAAGAUUUCGAAAUUUGCGAAGGUUUCAUCCCUGUGUGUAGCCUGGGUGUGUGUCAGAUCGGUCGCAUGAACUUUGGCAAGGACGUGAGCACACUGAAGUACUUCACCAUAUGUGGCCUACAGGAAGGCUAUGAGCCUUUUGCCGUCAACAUGAACCGUGACGUAACCAUGUGGCUCAGCAAGAGACUGCCUCAGUUCAUACCGGUCCCUUCAAAUCAUGAGCACGUUGAGGUGACAAGAAUUGAUGGCACAGUUGAGACCUCGCCAUGUCUUAAGGUGACCCAGAGGUCCUUUGGCUCCCAGAACAGCAGCAGUGACAUCGUCUUCUAUCGCCUCAGCAUGCCAGUCGAGUGUGCAGAGGUAUUCUCCAAGACCUCCGGCAGGAAGAAAGACCUGGAUGACCUUGAGACCGAAUCAGAUUUCGAGGUGUUGAUGAAGAGCUCCAAUGGGAAGGACAGCGAUGAAUUUAACAACCACAAGGACUACAGCCAGGAAAAGCAAUCCAAGUUCAAGCCAAGAUUUAUGCUGAAAAGAACAAAGCCAGAAUUCAACACCAGUCAGUCAUCAGCACGUCUGCCAGAGGAGCUGCUGGCUGACGAAAGGGACGACUCUGGCUACGGCAUGCAGACCUCAACGUAUUAUUACUCUGUCAGGAUCUUUCCUGGCCAGGAGCCAUCCAGUGUGUGGGUAGGCUGGGUGACGUCUGAUUUCCACCAGUAUGAGGCUGCUUUUCAGCAGGAUAAGGUUCGAACUGUUACCGUCACUCUGGGAGACGAAAGAGGCAAGGUCCACGAGAGCAUCAAACGCAGUAAUUGCUACAUGAUCUGGGGAGGCGAGAGCACCAGCCCUAGUCAAGGACGCAACAACAACGGCCUUGAGAUCGGCUGCCUGGUGGACUGUAACAGUGGUGUCCUUACCUUCACCAGCAACGGCAAAGAGCUCACCACCAUCUAUCAGGUGGAACCCAGCACCAAACUGUUUCCUGCAGUGUUUGCACAGGCUACUAGUCCUAACGUCUUUCAAUUCGAGUUGGGGAGCAUUAAGAAUGUGAUGCCCCUGUCCGCUGGACUAUUUAAAAGUGAACGUGAGAAUGCCAUGCCUCAGUGUCCGCCCCGGCUGCACGUGCAGUACCUCUCUCCCGUGCUGUGGAGUCGAGUGCCAAAUCGCUUCCUGAAGGUGGACGUGGCACGUGUCAGCGAGCGCUUGGGCUGGCAGGUGCACUGCCACGAGCCGCUGCAGUUUAUGUCUCUCCACAUCCCCGAGGAGAACAGGUCAGUAGACAUACUGGAGCUCACUGAGCAGAGUGACUUGCUACAGUUCCACUACCAUGCCCUGCGCCUGUACUCGGCCGUGUGUGCUCUUGGUAACAACCGGGUGGCACAUGCCCUGUGCAGCCAUGUGGACGAGUCCCAGCUACUGUACGCCAUCCAGAACAAGCACAUGCCUGGCCUCUUACGGGCCGGCUACUACGACCUGCUCAUCGACAUCCACCUCAGUACGUACGCCACGGCGCGACUCAUGAUGAACAGCGAGUACAUCGUGCCCAUGACGGAAGAGACCAAAAGCAUAACCCUUUUCCCCGACGAGCAGAAAAAGCACGGACUGCCAGGCAUAGGGUUGAGCACGUCGCUUCGGCCACGCAUGCGUUUCUCCUCCCCAAGCUUUGUCGGUCCGGAAAAGAGCCUCAAUGUCGAAUGCUUCCAGUACAGCCCAGAGUUUCCUCUGGAGAUUCUGAAGACCAAGACCAUGGAAAUGCUGACUGAGGCCGUGUGCGAAGGGAGCCUUCACGUGCGCGACCCCGUCGGCGGCAGCACGGAGCUGCUGUUUGUGCCUCUGAUCAAACUCUUCUACACACUGCUCAUCAUGGGGGUUUUCCACAACGGUGACCUACGGAUCAUUUUGCAACUCAUCGAGCCGAGCGUCUUUUCCAAGGACGACAAGGCUGCCCCAGCUACCGGUCACUCUGGGGAGGGUACGACGACUACUGAGAAAAAAGAAACGCUACGGAAAGAAGGCGGGGCGCUUGAGGAAGGACAACGGGUGCCCAAGGAGGGCCUGCUCCAGAUGAAGCUACCUGAGCCAGUUAAACUCCAGAUGUGCCAUCUGCUGCAGUACCUGUGUGACUGUCAGGUACGCCACCGGAUCGAGGCGGUCGUGGCUUUCUCCGAUGACUUUGUGGCCAACCUCCAGGACAACCAGCGCUUCCGCUACAAUGAAGUCAUGCAAGCUCUCAACAUGUCUGCUGCUCUCACGGCGCGAAAGACCAAAGAAUUCCGCUCGCCUCCUCAGGAGCAAAUAAACAUGCUGUUGAGCUUCAAAGAUGACAAGCAGGAGUGUCCCAGCCCAGAUGAGAUCAGGGGGCAGUUGGCGGACUUCCACCAAGACCUGAUGACUCACUGUGGUAUUGAGCUGGAUGAUGAUAAACUAGGUGACGUGGAUGGAGACUUCACGAUACGAGGGCGACUCAUGUUCCUAGUAGAAAAAGUAAAUAACUUGAAAAAGAAGCUGGCUGAUCUGCCAGAGACGAAAACGGUCAAAAAACCAAGCACUCUGCAGCAGCUCAUAUCAGAGACUAUGGUGCGCUGGGCUCAGGAAUGUGUCAUUGAAGACCCAGAGCUGGUCAGAGCAAUGUUUGUGCUCUUGCAUCGUCAGUAUGAUGGUAUUGGGGGACUGGUGCGUGCCUUGCCAAAGACGUACACCAUCAACACCGUGUCUGUGGAGGACACCAUCAACCUGCUGGCCUCUCUGGGCCAAAUCCGCUCUCUGCUCAGUGUCCGGAUGGGCCGCGAGGAAGAGAAACUCAUGAUUCGGGGCCUAGGAGAUAUAAUGAAUAACAAAGUGUUUUAUCAGCAUCCAAACCUCAUGAGGGCUUUGGGGAUGCAUGAGACUGUGAUGGAGGUCAUGGUGAACGUAUUAGGAGGCGGAGAAUCAAAGGAAAUCACGUUUCCUAAAAUGGUGGCCAACUGCUGUCGAUUUCUUUGCUACUUCUGUCGUAUUAGUAGACAAAACCAAAAGGCCAUGUUUGACCAUCUGAGUUAUUUGUUGGAGAACAGCAGUGUUGGACUUGCUUCUCCGUCUAUGCGAGGUUCAACUCCUCUGGAUGUGGCCGCAGCUUCAGUGAUGGAUAACAAUGAGCUUGCUCUGGCCCUGAGGGAACCAGACCUGGAGAAAGUAGUGCAAUAUUUGGCUGGCUGUGGACUGCAAAGUUGCCUGAUGCUGGUCUCCAAGGGCUACCCUGACAUCGGCUGGAAUCCUGUUGAAGGAGAACGUUACUUGGACUUCUUGCGGUUUGCUGUCUUCUGCAAUGGAGAGAGUGUUGAGGAAAAUGCAAACGUGGUUGUGAGGCUACUAAUUCGACGACCAGAAUGUUUUGGACCCGCCUUGCGAGGUGAGGGUGGAAAUGGUCUACUGGCAGCCAUGGAAGAGGCCAUUAAGAUAUCAGAUGACUCCGAUGGACCCUCACCAAUCGCUGAGGCCAGCAAAACAUCGACUGAUGAGGUGGAUGAUGAUGAUGAGGAAGAUGACACCAUCCACAUGGGCAACGCCAUUAUGACCUUUUACGCUGCACUUAUUGAUCUGCUGGGACGCUGUGCCCCUGAGAUGCAUCUGAUCCAUGCUGGAAAGGGAGAGGCCAUUCGGAUCAGAGCGAUUCUGCGGUCCCUAAUCCCUAUUGAGGAUCUGGAGGGGGUCAUCAGCAUCCCGUUUCGUAUGCCUACUUUGGCCAAAGAUGGAACUGUGGUUGAGCCUGACAUGUCAGCAGGGUUCUGCCCUGACCACAAGGCCGCCAUGGUCCUCUUCCUGGAUCGGGUCUACGGGAUCGAGGACCAGAACUUCCUGCUGCACCUGCUGGAAGUGGGCUUUCUGCCGGACCUACGGGCAGCAGCUUCCUUAGACACGCCGGCCCUGAGUGCCACAGACAUGGCCCUGGCUUUGAACCGCUACCUGUGCACAGCUGUGUUGCCGUUGCUCACUAAGUGUGCGCCACUGUUUGCCGGGACAGAGCCCUUCGCCUCCCUCAUCGACUCGCUCCUCCACACCGUCUACCGGCUGUCUAAGGGCUGCUGCCUCACCAAGGCCCAAAGGGACGCCAUUGAGGAGUGUCUGCUGGCUGUGUGUGGCAAACUGAGGCCUUCCAUGAUGCAACAUUUGCUCCGACGGCUUGUGUUUGAUGUCCCCCUCCUGAAUGAACACACUAAAAUGCCUCUGAAGCUGCUGACCAACCACUAUGAGCGUUGUUGGAAAUACUACUGUCUGUCGGGAGGUUGGGGCAGCUUUGGGGCUGCUUCUGAGGAAGAGCUACAUCUCUCUAGAAAACUGUUUUGGGGAGUUUUUGAUGCGCUUUCUAAGAAGAAGUAUGAACAUGAGCUGUUUAAGCUUGCCCUGCCUUGUUUGAGUGCCGUGGCCGGAGCUCUGCCCCCGGACUACAUGGAGUCCAACUAUGUGGCCCUGCUGGAGAAGCAGUCAUCAAUGGACGCAGAAGGAAACUUCAACCCCCAGCCAGUUGAUACUUCAAAUGUGACUAUUCCUGAAAAACUGGAUUCCUUCAUCACCAAAUAUGCUGAGCAUUCGCAUGAGCGGUGGUCUAUGGAUAAGUUUACUUUAGGCUGGGUGUAUGGCGAACAGCUCUGUGAAUCCUCCAAGGUUCAUCCUCUUUUGAAAUCGUACAAAAGCUUGUCAGAGAAGGACAAAGAGACAUAUCGAUUGCCCAUAAAGGAGUCUUUAAAGACCAUCUUGUCAUGGGGGUGGAUCAUCGAGAGGAGCAGAGAGGGUGACACAUCCACGCUUCACAACCGCACACGCCGGAUUUCAUUGUCAAGUCAGCAUUCCAUGGAGGGUGCCCAGGGGUUUAGUCCUCGACCGAUCGACAUGAGCAACGUCACACUUUCCAGAGACUUGCAUUCCUUGGCUGAACUACUCGCAGAGAAUUAUCAUAACACAUGGGCAAAGAAUAAGAAAUCUGAGCUUGAAGCCAAAGGUGGAGGUAGCCAUCCUUUGCUGGUGCCGUACGACACGCUAACUGCCAAAGAGAAGUCCAGAGACCGGGAGAAAGCCCAAGACGUCCUCAAGUUUUUCCAGAUAAAUGGCUAUUCUGUGUCAAGGUUAAAGAAGGAUCAGGAACUGGACACUCCCUCAAUAGAGAAGCGGUUUGCAUUCACAUUUCUGCUUCAGCUCAUCAACUAUGUGGACCAGGCCCAUGAGCAUCUGUUAGAACUUGAUGUCAUUGAUGUGCAAAAGGGAGAAAAGGGGUGUCAUGGACAGCAAAUGAAGUUUUUUGGAAAGGUGGCCUUGCCCCUAGUGGAUCAGUAUUUCAAAAACCAUCACAUGUACUUCCUUUCCACUGCUUUGCGACCUCUAAGCAGUGGUGGCCAUGCUUCUAACAAAGAGAAGGAAAUGGUAACCAGCCUCUUCUGCAAACUCGGAGUUCUUGUCAGACAUAGGAUAUCACUUUUUGGAAAUGAUGCCACUUCAAUUGUGAACUGUCUACACAUAUUAGGACAAACACUUGAUGCCAGGACUGUGAUGAAGACAGGUUUGGACUCGGUGAAGGCAGCGCUACGGUCCUUCUUCGACAAUGCUGCUGAGGACCUGGAGAAGACCAUUGACAACCUCCAGCAGGGCCAGUUCACCCACACCAAAAGCCAGCCCAAGGGGGUGACCCAGAUCAUCAACUACACAACAGUGGCCCUGCUCCCCGUCCUCUCCUCCCUCUUUGAGCACAUCACACAGAACUCCUUUGGGGAGGACCUCAUACUUGAUGAGAUCCAGGUGUCAUGCUAUAAGCUACUUAACUCCUUGUACUCGCUGGGCACCAGCAAAAGUAUAUAUGUUGAAAGGCAAAGGCCGGCCAUAGGGGAAUGCUUGGCAGCUUUUUCAGGAGCUUUUCCUGUGGCGUUUCUUGAACCUCAGCUCAACAAAUUCAACAGCCACUCCAUUUACAACAUCAAACCCUCUCAGGAGAUAACAAGUCUUGGGGUGCCUGCUCAAGUCGAGGAGGUGUGUUCUCUCAUUCCAUCCUUGGAGAAAUCCCUGGAGGAGAUCAAAGAGCUGGCGGAGUCGGGCAUGAGUUACGUCCAGAUGCCCCACGUCAUGGAGGUGGUGCUGCCGAUGCUGUGCAGCUACAUGUCGCGCUGGUGGGAGUACGGCCCCGAGAACAACCCUGAGAGACGGGAGAGCUGCUGCACCUCGCUCAGAUCCACCCAUAUGAACACACUGCUGGGAAACAUCCUGAAAAUCAUCUAUAACAACCUGGGGAUUGAUGAAGGAAACUGGAUGAAGCGCUUGGCAGUUUUCUCUCAACCCAUCAUCAGCAAGGCCAAGCCUGGGCUUUUAAAGACCCACUUUUUGCCUUUGAUGGAAAAAUUGAAAAAGAAAGCUGCCAUAGUACUGCACGACGAGGAUAACAUUAAGGCAGAGGGUCGGGGGGAGAUGUCAGAGUCAGAGCUGCUCGUCCUGGAUGAGUUCACCGUGCUCGUACGGGACCUAUAUGCCUUUUAUCCUCUCCUGAUACGAUUUGUGGAUUACAACAGGGCAAAAUGGCUCAAAGAACCUACUCCAGAGGCAGAACAGUUAUUCCGUAUGGUGGCAGAGAUCUUCAUAUUCUGGGCAAAAUCUCAUAACUUCAAAAGGGAGGAGCAGAACUUUGUUGUUCAGAAUGAGAUAAACAACAUGUCUUUCCUCAUCACGGAUACCAAAUCCAAAAUGGCAAAGGGGGGAGUCUCAGACCAGGAGAGGAAAAAGAUGAAGAAAAAAGGCGAUCGAUACACCAUGCAGACCUCUCUUAUUGUAGCAGCUCUCAAGAGACUGUUGCCUGUGGGUUUGAACAUCUGUGCUCCAGGAGAUCAAGAACUGAUUGGUCUUGCCAAGUGCCGUUUCUCGCAGAAAGAUACAGAACAGGAGGUACGAGAGACCAUACGGCACAAUCUGCAUCUCCAAGGGAAACUGGAGGAUCCUGCAAUCCGCUGGCAAAUGGCGCUAUACAAGGACAUGCCAAAUCGAACUGAAGACACUUCAGAUCCAGAGAAGACUGUGGAAAGAGUGCUUGAAAUUGCUCAUGUGCUUUUUCACUUGGAUCAGGUUGAACAUCCUCAGAGAAGUAAGAAAGCUGUGUGGCACAAGCUGUUGUCUAAACAGAGGAAGCGGGCCGUGGUGGCCUGCUUUAGGAUGGCUCCUCUUUACAACCUCCCCAGGCAUCGUGCAGUCAAUCUCUUCCUCCAGGGCUACUUGUGGUCAUGGAUAGAAACAGAGGAACACUAUUUCGAGGAUAAGCUCAUUGAAGACUUGGCAAAACCUGGACAAGAGGAGUCUGCAGAGGAAGAUGAGGCUGUGAAGCGUAUAGACCCUCUUCAUCAGCUCAUCCAGUUAUUCAGCAGAACUGCACUGACGGAAAAGUGUAAACUGGAGGAAGACGCCCUGUAUAUGGCUUAUGCAGAUAUAAUGGCCAAGAGCUGCCAUGAUGGUGAGGAGGAGGACGAAGAUGGUGAGGAAGUGAAAAGUUUUGAAGAAAAAGAGAUGGAGAAGCAGAAGCUGUUGUACCAGCAGGCGCGUCUGCACGACCGGGGGGCUGCAGAGAUGGUCCUCCAAACAAUCAGCGCCAGUAAAGGGGAGAUGGGCCCGAUGGUUGCUUCCACUUUAAAGUUGGGCAUUGCAGUUCUGAAUGGUGGAAACUCUACCGUGCAACAGAAAAUGCUGGACUAUUCGAAAGACAAAAAGGAUGUGGGCUUCUUUCAGAGUCUUGCGGGUCUCAUGCAGUCCUGCAGUGUUCUGGAUCUCAACGCGUUUGAGCGGCAAAACAAAGCCGAGGGCUUGGGGAUGGUGACUGAGGAAGGCUCAGUCAUCACUCAUGAGCGUGGAGAGAAGGUGAUGCAAGAUGAUGAGUUCACCUGUGACCUCUUCCGCUUCUUGCAACUGCUCUGUGAAGGUCAUAACUCAGAUUUCCAGAAUUAUCUGAGAACACAGACAGGAAACAACACCACUGUCAACAUUAUCAUAUCUACAGUUGACUACCUUCUCAGAGUCCAGGAGUCCAUUAGUGAUUUCUACUGGUACUAUUCUGGGAAAGACGUCAUCGAUGAGCAAGGGCAACGCAAUUUUUCAAAAGCUAUUAAUGUAGCAAAGCAAGUGUUCAACACCCUUACUGAGUACAUACAGGGGCCAUGCACAGGAAAUCAGCAGAGUCUAGCCCAUAGUCGCUUGUGGGACGCAGUGGUGGGAUUUCUCCACGUGUUUGCUCACAUGCAGAUGAAGCUGUCCCAGGAUUCUAGUCAAAUUGACUUGCUGAAAGAGCUGAUGGAUCUUCAGAAAGACAUGGUUGUGAUGCUGCUGUCCAUGUUGGAAGGAAAUGUUGUUAAUGGGACUAUUGGCAAGCAAAUGGUGGACAUGUUGGUAGAGUCUUCCAACAAUGUGGAGAUGAUCCUUAAAUUUUUUGACAUGUUCCUCAAGCUUAAAGACCUGACGUCCUCUGACGCCUUCAAAGAAUAUGAUCCGGAUGGCAAAGGAGUUAUCUCCAAGCGUGACUUCCAUAAAGCUAUGGAGAGCCACAAGCACUACACACAGUCUGAAACAGACUUCCUCCUCUCCUGUGUGGAGACUGAUGAGAGUGAGCUUCUUGACUACGAGGAGUUUGUGGAAAGGUUCCAUGAACCAGCAAAAGACAUUGGUUUCAACGUGGCUGUGCUUUUGACCAACUUGUCGGAGCACAUGCCAAACGAUUCGCGCCUUCAGACUUUCUUGGAGUUGGCUGAUAGUGUGCUGAAUUACUUUCAGCCUUUCUUGGGGCGAAUUGAGAUCAUGGGCAGUGCAAAGCGCAUAGAGCGAGUUUACUUUGAAAUCAGCGAAUCUAGUCGCACACAGUGGGAAAAGCCCCAGGUCAAGGAGUCCAAACGGCAGUUCAUCUUUGAUGUUGUGAACGAAGGCGGUGAGAAGGAGAAGAUGGAGCUUUUUGUUAAUUUCUGUGAGGACACGAUUUUUGAAAUGCAGCUUGCAGCGCAGAUGUCAGACGCAAGUGACCGUCUGGCCAGUAAGGAGGAUGGAGAACGUGGGGAGAAGCCAGAGGAGGAGGGUCCAGAGAUGACCUUCUUUUCUGUAACCACUGUAAGAUCAGCCCUCCUGGCACUACGCUACAAUGUGAUCUUGCUGAUGAAGGUGCUUUCCAUGAAAAGUUUGAAGAAACAAAUGAAAAGGGCUAAGAAAAUGACACUGCAAGACAUGGUGAUGGCACUUGCUGCUUUUUACUGGAGCGUUCUCAUUGGGCUCCUGCAUUUCACAUUCAGUGUAUCGCGUGGCUUCUUCCGUAUCAUGUACAACACCUUUCUUGGGGGCAAUAUGUUGGACGGCACAAACACCAUGAAAAUGUCGGAGCUGCUGACCAGCAUGCCUGACCCGACGCAGGACGAGGCUCGGGUGGAGGCUGACGACGGUGGCGAAAAGAGAUCGUUUGAAAAGGUCACAACCAAGGAGGACCUAGCUGAUCUGACCGCCGCAACGGGAGAAACGGAGGUUCUCUCGGACAUCUUUGGUUUAGAUUUGCGAAGAGAAGGAGGACAGUACAAAAUCAUGCCUCACAAUCCAAAUGCCAGCCUGAGUGAUGUGCUCAGCUCUCCAGCGGCCCCUGCACCCAGCUCCUCCCCUGAGCUUAGAAGACGACAUCAGGAAAAAGAGACUUCGAGUGAGAAGAAAGAGGAAAUGGAGGAGAUUAAAACACAAUCAGAAAAAGCAGAAGAGGAACAUGUAGAGAAAGAAGACAAGAAAGAGCUUAAGCCAAAGCCGAGGCCCAGGCCGGUGCACGUCUUCAAAUCAGAGGAGCCAGACCUUCAGGAAUCUCUUCUCUUCAAAAAAAUCAUUGUCUAUCAGCGGAAACUUCUUAACUAUUUUGCCAGAAACUUCUACAACAUGAGGAUGUUGGCGUUGUUCGUGGCCUUUGCGAUCAAUUUCAUCCUUCUGUUCUAUAAGGUGUCCACAUCCUCAGCUGUGGUGGAAGAGAAGCAGGUGUUUAGAAGUCCAGUAGACACAGGCAUGCAUUGGAACCCUCUGGGUUCUACAUCUGAUGACACCAUGACGGUACAUUUUGUUCUGGAGGAGAGCAGUGGUUACAUGGAGCCCACCCUGCGCAUCCUGGCCAUCCUCCACACUGUCAUCUCUUUCUGCUGCAUCAUAGGAUACUACUGCUUGAAGGUUCCAUUAGUGAUAUUUAAGCGGGAGAAAGAGGUGGCUCGAAAGCUGGAGUUUGAUGGCCUGUACAUCACCGAGCAACCCUCUGAGGAUGACAUCAAAGGACAGUGGGACAGGCUGGUCAUCAAUACUCAGUCAUUUCCAAAUAAUUAUUGGGAUAAGUUUGUGAAAAGAAAGGUCAUGGACAAGUAUGGCGAGUUCUACGGGCACGACCGCAUCAGCGAACUGCUGGGGAUGGACAAAGCAGCCUUGGACUUCAGUGACGCCCACGAGAAGAGGAAACCCAAAAAGGACAGUUCAUUUGCUGCUGUAAUAAACUCUGUUGAUCUGAAGUACCAGAUUUGGAAAUUAGGAGUCGUCUUCACAGACAAUUCCUUCCUCUAUUUGGCCUGGUACAUGACCAUGUCCAUCCUGGGACACUACAACAACUUCUUCUUUGCAGCACAUCUCCUCGACAUUGCCAUGGGUUUCAAGACCUUGAGAACAAUCCUGUCCUCUGUUACGCACAAUGGAAAACAGCUCGUUCUGACCGUUGGGUUGCUUGCAGUCGUGGUUUAUCUUUACACAGUAGUUGCUUUCAACUUCUUCCGCAAGUUCUACAACAAAAGUGAAGAUGGAGAGUCUCCAGACAUGAAGUGUGACGAUAUGCUUACAUGCUACAUGUUCCACAUGUACGUUGGCGUGCGGGCAGGCGGUGGCAUUGGGGACCAGAUCGAGGACCCAGCUGGGGACGAGUACGAGAUUUACCGCAUCAUCUUCGACAUCACCUUUUUCUUCUUUGUCAUUGUCAUUCUGCUGGCCAUUAUUCAAGGUCUCAUCAUAGAUGCGUUUGGUGAACUGCGAGACCAGCAGGAGCAGGUGAAGGAGGACAUGGAGACCAAAUGUUUCAUCUGUGGAAUAGGGAAUGAUUAUUUUGAUACGGUUCCCCACGGCUUUGAAACGCACACCUUGCAGGAGCACAAUUUGGCAAAUUAUCUAUUUUUUGUGAUGUAUCUCAUUAAUAAAGAUGAAACAGAGCACACCGGACAGGAAUCAUAUGUCUGGAAAAUGUACCAAGAGCGUUGCUGGGAGUUUUUCCCCGCAGGAGAUUGUUUCCGGAAACAGUAUGAAGACCAGCUCAACUAGAGCCCAGAGAACCAGAGACUUGUUUCGCAGCAAGAGCACUUGUUUUUUUCUCCCCCCUUUCUGAAGAAGCGAGAGGCCUCCCUCUCAGCCCUCUGUCAUGCUUCUCAGACUUUGUACUGUAUAUACAUGCUACUCUGGAUAAUUAACCCCCUGUGUGCUGUUUGGAGCACAGAGACUGUGUUUUAAUGACUGGAUGCUUGAUCUUUAUACUUUGCUUUAAUAUACAUUCAUUGACAAGCAAAAACGGACGGAGAAGCGAGGUGGAAAAAUGAAGAAUGUGACAAAAUGGUCCAAGAGGGAAGUCCAUCAAACGCCAUCAAGACAAAACAAAAAAUAUUUGAUGGAUUACCAGAGCGGAGGUUAUGAUUGUAGACCCAGAAGACAUGAUAAAAUAGUGCCUUACUAAGCUUAGAUCAAGCUAUGCAACGCUGCGUAGUAGUUUACAUCUGUUCCCACAAGAUAUGAUUUUAUUUAUUGUUAUUUUUUGUUUUUGGCAAUUGUGUGAUUGUCUCUCUGCAUGAACGUGUGCAUGGCAGUGUUUCAGUCGGUGAGUGAGUGAAAGAAAUUAAGUGCAUAAGCAAGAUAUAUAGAGAGAGGAAUGUGGGGGAGAAAAUAUCUUAUUUAGGAACAGACGUGGGGACAACGUUUCAUUGAUAUUGAGUAAGAUUGACCCUCAGUGCAAAUGUUAAUUUUCUGAUUAGAGGCUUGUAUAGCCUUUCUUAAGCUUAUAUUUGUCCAUUUUUGUCAUUACUAUUGUUUGCAAUGCUAUUAUGCAAUGGAGUGGCAGCGUUACAAUUUGUAUGAAAUAUAGAAAGAUUUGAAACUUUAGUCAAAAAAGAUGUUUAAUUGCAUGUUUAUAAUGCAAGUUUAAGGAAAAGAUUAAAUAAAAAUGCAAGAUCUAUGUAUCACAUUUUUAUAGGAUUAAGGAUCAUUUACAGUAUCUGAAGAAUAUUUCAGUGUAGGUUUCUCUCUUAAACUCCAAGUGUGUCGACAAUAUCAUUAUAUGUCUAGGAAAGCUAAUAUAAUUUCCAAACUUAUUUUACCGAGCACUGAUAAUCUCAGAUCUGAAGCAAUAUCCAUUCAGGGACUCUAGUACAAGGCUAUCAAAUUAUGACCUCAUUGCUGUGUGUCUAUUUCUUUUUCAGCCAGAUUUUUACUUUUACUCAUAGUCGAUUCAAGUUGUGAAUCAUAUUCUCAUUAAAAUAAUAAUAAAAUGUGAAAGGUACAGCAAGAACAAGAAGGCCUAACCUUAGACAUCACUGUUGGAAAAUCUACAAUCACACCCAUUGUUUUCACCACUGCGUAGAAUACAUAACAUAGCCUACUCGUUUCCAUAAGUAAUGGGCAAGCUUUUUUGUUGUUGUACAAAAUAAUGUAAAAUCAUUGCAAUAAUAACAAUGAGUGGACAGACAAAGACCAGACAAAGUGGUGUUUUACUUAUGUGAAGUUUUUUGAUGACCAAAAACCAUGUUGUGGAGAAAUAAAAUCUAAUGCAUAUUAGUAUUGUGUAGAACUGUUAGUAUAUACUGUAUGUUAACUGUAACACGGGACUGAAUGAAUCUGCAUGGUUUUCAAAUAAUAAAUUAUUAUUUAUUGA
Messenger RNA from Engraulis encrasicolus (European anchovy), 16496 nucleotides. It is a transcript of the gene ryr2a, whose product is annotated as ryanodine receptor 2a (cardiac). The record is from RefSeq and is a predicted model, not a curated record. Gene Ontology annotation, biological process: intracellular calcium ion homeostasis; release of sequestered calcium ion into cytosol by sarcoplasmic reticulum; striated muscle contraction. NCBI's taxonomy places the organism in Eukaryota, Metazoa, Chordata, Actinopteri, Clupeiformes, Engraulidae. Bases 14 to 14899 code for a protein of 4961 amino acids. The transcript has 106 exons. Gene Ontology annotation, molecular function: calcium ion binding; protein binding; ryanodine-sensitive calcium-release channel activity. Gene Ontology annotation, cellular component: smooth endoplasmic reticulum; Z disc; calcium channel complex.